AUCCGCCUCCCACGGGAAGGCCAUUCGCUAGUGCGGCGCGGUCCCCUUUCUUUACCGUCCGGGUGGAACAAAUACGCGAUACAACCACCGCUCCCCGCUAUAAUGCCGCAAUAGCCGCCUAUGGUUCAGCUCUGUACUCUGGAAGCAUAGUGUUCCGGUACGGCUGUUCACGCCGUACUGUGGCUCCCCCAGGCACUUCCGGGACAUGGGGGACACUUUACAAUGCUGCACCACGCUGCUCCGCGGGCCAAGGUAAAUCUAUCAGCGGAUCCCCAUGUGCCGAUUCGUCUCCACGAGGAGGGUAGGGGGGAAAAACGUGGCGAAUUUGCGGGGCGGAAGGAGGAGCUGAGGCUGCCGGUUCCCCCACGUGUUGAGAGGCGCCGGGCGCAGAGCAGGUGGCUGAUUGCAGACCAAUAGAAUAUGGCUGGGCAAAUAUCAGAAUCUGAUCAGAUCAAACAGUUCAAGGAGUUUCUUGGGACAUACAAUAAACUUACAGAAACCUGUUUCCUGGAUUGUGUGAAAGAUUUCACUAGCAGGGAGGUUAAAUCAGAAGAGAUGACGUGCUCAGAACACUGCUUACAGAAAUAUUUAAAAAUGACGCAGAGGAUAUCCAUGAGAUUUCAGGAGUAUCAUAUUCAGCAGAACGAAGCUCUAGCUGCCAAAGCAGGACUUCUUGGGCAACCUCGUUAAACAAAAGAGAAUUCUAUUCCAACCUUGCUUCAAAGCAAUGCCCAUGUUUGUUGGAUUGCAAGUGGAGGCGUUCUGUUGUGGGUGUGUCCACCAGCUCACAACGGAGUUUCAGAGACCAUUUGGCACAUGGAAACCAUUGGGGAAACAAUUAUGGGCUAUACCAGGAGUUGGUAAUGGCCAGCUGGCAAACAGAGCCUAUUUCUGUGGUCCUUUUUUACUGUGCAAUGGAAUAAUGUUGAUAUAACCAUUUCUAGAGGCCUGCAGACUGGUUAUGCUGGUCACUACGUUGGGGGCAGGGGAGGGAGAGGACCAUUUUUUUGUUUCUUCCACUACGACUAUUAAUUUUAAUGCAAAAAGUGCUGUACAGAAAUAUAUACGAAAAUGUCUUCAAAAUGUUUUUAUUUAAUCAAAGUACAAUAAAUGGGAACUGUUCAGUUU
Molecule: messenger RNA, 1128 nt
Organism: Mauremys mutica (yellowpond turtle)
Lineage: Eukaryota; Metazoa; Chordata; Testudines; Geoemydidae
Gene: TIMM9
Product: translocase of inner mitochondrial membrane 9
Exons: 4
Coding region: 421-690 (89 amino acids)
Source: RefSeq, a predicted model, not a curated record